This is a messenger RNA of Brienomyrus brachyistius, 2064 nucleotides long. It is a transcript of the gene agxt2, whose product is annotated as alanine--glyoxylate aminotransferase 2. Gene Ontology annotation, cellular component: mitochondrion. Gene Ontology annotation, biological process: glyoxylate catabolic process. The transcript is spliced from 14 exons. Gene Ontology annotation, molecular function: L-alanine:glyoxylate transaminase activity; pyridoxal phosphate binding. Bases 90 to 1646 code for a protein of 518 amino acids. NCBI's taxonomy places the organism in Eukaryota, Metazoa, Chordata, Actinopteri, Osteoglossiformes, Mormyridae. The record is from RefSeq and is a predicted model, not a curated record.
CCUCCAAAGAAAGUAAGAAAAAGUAAGAAAGUUCAUUGUGGCGCGUAUCGUUACACUGGUGAAGUUGUUUUACUGUGAAAUAAACGGAAAUGUAUGGGGGCUUCUCUAAAAAUAUUGUUCGGUAUUUGGGUGGGAGAAAUCACACUUAUGGAUCCUCCGAAUUCUCCGCUAAAUUUCACCGACUAUGUGGUGCAUUUUGUCAAAAGUCCACCGUAAAAUACCCAUCUCUCGAUCUUCCCACGAUGCCCCCCUGUGACUUUAAACCAAUGCAGUAUAAGGGAAUGCCGAAAGACCGAAUACUGGAAAUUCGGCAGCAGAGCUAUAAUCCCAUGACACUGAAAGCCACAUACUACAAGCAGCCAGUCUACAUCCAUCAGGGCUUUAUGCAGUGGCUGUGGGACACAGAUGGGCGUCGCUAUCUUGAUUUUUUUGCAGGGGUUGCCACAGUCAGUGUUGGACACUGUCACCCCAAAGUGACGGAAGCUGCGGAGAAGCAGCUGCGGAGCCUUUGGCACACGACUAACAUCUACACGAGUUCUCCACCUUAUGAGUAUGUGGAGAAGCUAGCAGCAUGUUUUCCUGAUCCACUCAAGGUCAUUUAUUUUACUAACAGUGGCUCUGAGGCCAAUGACCUGGCCAUGCUGAUGGCAAGACUACACACAGGAAACUAUGACAUCAUAUCCCUCAGAGGUGCAUAUCAUGGCGGCAGUCCACAGACAUUGGGCUUGACCUCUUAUUCAGCCUACAAGUUCCCCAUUGCCAAUGGAUUUGGCUGCCAUAAUACUAUGUGUCCAGAUGUGUUCAAGGGGCCGUGGGGAGGAAAAGACUGCAGAGAUUCCCCUGUUCAAACUAUCCGAGACUGUAACUGUGCUCCAGGCUGUUGCCAUGCCAAUGAUAUGUAUAUUCAAGAGCUGAAAGAAGUGCUGUCCUCCAGCGUCCCAUGUCGCAUUGCUGCAUUCUUCGGAGAACCUCUACAGGGUGUGGGUGGUGCCGUACAAUACCCAAGGAACUACCUGAAAGAGGCCUACCGUUUAAUUAGGGAGAGCGGUGGACUCUGCAUUGCAGAUGAGGUUCAAACUGGAUUCGGACGUACAGGAAGUGAUUUCUGGGGAUUUCAAGGUCAUGGUGUUAUUCCAGACAUAGUUACCAUGGCUAAGGGAAUUGCUAAUGGUUACCCCAUGGGUGCCGUUGUCACCACAAAAGAGAUCGCCAAAUCUUUUGCCAAGGGAUUGCACUUCAACACUUUUGGAGGCAGUCCUCUGGCAUGUGCCAUUGCCUCUUCUGUUCUGGAUACUAUUAAGGAAGAUGGCACACAGCAAAUCAGUACCACCAUUGGGACAUAUUUGCUGACAGAGCUGGCCAAACUGCGGGAUAAGUAUGAGAUUAUCGGCGACGUCCGUGGGAAAGGUCUUCUGAUCGGAGUGGAAAUGGUCAAGGACAAGGAAAGCCGCAGGCCCCUCGCUGCUGAGACCCUGAGCCAGAUCUUUGAGGACAUAAAGGACAUGGGAAUACUUGUUGGCAGAGGUGGAACUUUUGGACAGGUUUUCCGAAUCAAACCACCAAUGUGUAUCACCAAGGAGGAUGCAGACUUCUUCUUAGCUGUCUUCAGUCAUGUCAUACAUAAACAUGCUGAGCUCACAUCAUAAUGACCGAUUCUUCACUAUUCUCUUCACACAGCAGCAGUACAAGCAGCUGAGAGACGAAUCACGUUACAGAAACAUCAUUUAUUAAAAGUAAUAGCACUUUUAGCUUAAUUGUACACAUAAUGAGCCCAGGGCUUCCGGGAUAAUGAGUGGUAGACACAAACCAGUGUCUUACUAAUUAGGUCACAUUAAUGAUUUCUUUUAGUGUCUUUGUCAGUUUAAUGUUCCCUUUUGCCAGUUAUACAACUAUCAAUGUCAUCUGCUUGCCAGAAAGUUCCAGAAUGGUCACAUGUAAUGCAAAACAUACAUUGAAUUAUGUUACAUACUUGUCAGUUGUUACACGUAAUGUAUGAACUUGUGUAAAAUGUAUAAUAUAGCAAAAAUGUGACGGCUAAAAUUAAUAAACAUGAAAUAAUUUGCA